Oryza brachyantha (malo sina) is the source of this 988-nucleotide messenger RNA. Its product is annotated as protein YELLOW LEAF 1, choloroplastic-like. Bases 247 to 738 code for a protein of 163 amino acids. The record is from RefSeq and is a predicted model, not a curated record. The transcript is spliced from 5 exons. NCBI's taxonomy places the organism in Eukaryota, Viridiplantae, Streptophyta, Magnoliopsida, Poales, Poaceae. Gene Ontology annotation, cellular component: chloroplast. Gene Ontology annotation, biological process: chloroplast organization; thylakoid membrane organization.
CGUGUCACUCUCUGCACUCUUAUCAUCACCCACAGCCACAGCCAAAACCCCUGCUGCCCCAACCUCUCUUCCUCCUCCUCAUCUUCUUCUCUCCCGUGGAGUUGGAACCUGGAAGCCAUCAUCAUCCACAUCGGUGCAGCUAGCUGCAGUUUCUUGCUCAGGAUACUGGCUAGGUCUAUCUUUUGCAACUCAUCUCAGACAGGAAGAAAAAAAGGUUUUUUUUAUCUACAUUAGCUACUGCAUAUCAUGCCUCCAUUCGCCACAAUGUCAGCGCCAGGUUCGCUUCUUCUGCUGCGCCCGGCUGCGUACCAGCGGAUUGGGAGAAAUCGAGGAGGGGAAAGCCAGGGAGGACCAACGAUCUUGUGCUCACGAUCUCGAAGGAUUAAACGCAGCGUCACCAGAGCAGUUUCUUCUGGAGCAUCCAUGAGAAUAACGAUGUGCGCAAACCAGACGCAGACUGCACGCCGCAAAUCGUUCUCUGGACCUACCUCCCCACCAUCAGGAGCGGUUAAAGAGAAAGUGAAGAGCCCCAAGCUUGACGAUGGCGGCACCGGCUUCCCGCCGUUCCGGUUUGGCGGCGGCGGCGGAGGAGGCGGCGGCGGCGGCAGCAACUCCGCCGGCGGAUUCAUCCUGUUUGUGAUCGUCUUGCUUCUUGAUUACCUGAGGGAGUUUGAGAGGAACCUGCAGAAUGGGUCUCGGAGGGGCAGUGACUAUGACAACGGGCUGGCACCACAGUAGCUUGUUUCUUUCGUAGGGACACUUCACUCCUUUUCUGGGAAACUUGUCAAGUGUCCCUUCUCAUACAAGAGGUGUCAGAAGCAAGCAAAAAAUUUGUCAAGUGAGAGUUGUGCUGUGAAGUGGUUAUAGUGACUUGAGUAACAUCCAAGAUCCUAGGUUUAAAUUUUUAUAGGAGCAUGAAUUUCAGAUUAGGUAUUUGAAGUAGCAAACUUUAAAUGAAUAUGGAAAUCUGAGAUUGAGUACAUCAAAA